CUUGUGCCGUUUCUCGGAAAAGCUUUUCAGUAAAUGCACUCAUGCUGCUCCAGGAGCUCUUCUCUGCAACAAGCCGCCCAUCUGCCAUCAACAAGUUAAGACCAAGAGAACUAACGGCUGCGGGAAGGAGAGACUGAAGCUUUGAUUAACCAGCUGAGCCGUUAAAGAGGGACGAAAUUAAUAACGUGUUCAAAACUGAUUUAGGAGAUCAGAGUUGUCACAGAAAACGAAACCAAUGCUUUCGAGAGGAAUAUCCUAAGAGGGGAAAAAAACAACUUAUCCUAGUGGAUUCAUUUUGCUCCGGAAAGCUGGGGACACAGAAAACAGGAAACUGGUCAAAGGCUCCUGCAUGUUUGAGCCUUUUACAGACUCACUGCGUUGAGUCUAACAAUCGCGACUGAAUGCAGUCUCCAAUGUGCUCAGAAGAAUGGGCUUACAUUUCAAGUGGCCAUUAGGGGCUCCUAUGCUGGCAGCAAUAUAUGCAAUGAGUAUGGUUUUAAAAAUGCUGCCUGCGCUGGGUAUGGCGUGUCCACCCAAAUGCCGCUGCGAGAAGCUGCUCUUCUACUGCGACUCUCAGGGCUUCCACUCAGUGCCAAAUGCCACAGACAAGGGCUCUCUGGGCCUGUCUCUGAGACACAAUCAUAUCACAGAGCUGGAAAGGGAUCAAUUUGCCAGCUUCAGCCAACUUACCUGGCUCCACUUAGACCACAAUCAAAUUUCAACAGUAAAAGAAGAUGCUUUUCAAGGACUCUAUAAACUUAAGGAAUUAAUCUUAAGUUCCAACAAAAUAUUUUACUUGCCAAACACAACUUUUACCCAAUUAAUUAAUCUGCAAAAUUUGGACCUAUCUUUUAAUCAGUUAUCAUCUCUGCACCCAGAGCUCUUCUACGGCCUUCGGAAGCUGCAGACCUUGCAUUUACGAUCCAACUCCCUGCGGACUAUCCCAGUACGCCUGUUCUGGGACUGUCGUAGUCUGGAGUUUCUGGAUUUGAGCACAAAUCGUUUGCGAAGUUUGGCUCGUAAUGGAUUUGCAGGAUUAAUCAAACUGAGAGAGCUUCACCUAGAGCACAACCAGCUGACAAAGAUUAAUUUUGCUCAUUUCCUCCGGCUAAGCAGUCUGCACACACUCUUCUUACGAUGGAACAAAAUUAGCAACUUGACGUGUGGGAUGGAAUGGACCUGGAGCACUUUAGAAAAGCUAGACUUGACUGGAAAUGAAAUCAGAGCCAUUGACCUGACAGUAUUUGAGACAAUGCCUAAUCUUAAAAUACUCCUCAUGGAUAACAACAAGUUAAACAGUCUUGAUUCCAAGAUCUUAAACUCCCUGAGAUCCCUCACUACCAUAGGGCUCUCUGGCAAUCUGUGGGAAUGCAGCCCUCGAAUAUGUGCUUUGGCCUCCUGGCUGGGCAGUUUCCAAGGUCGGUGGGAGCACUCAAUCCUAUGCCACAGUCCUGACCACACCCAGGGAGAGGAUAUUCUAGAUGCAGUCCAUGGAUUUCAGCUCUGCUGGAAUUUAUCAACCACUGUCACUGCCAUCGCUACAACUUACAGAAAUCCAACCACUGAAUAUACAAAAAGAAUAAGCUCAUCAAGUUACCAUGUGGGAGACAAAGAAAUCCCAACUACUGCAGGCAUCACAGUUACUACUGAGGAACACUUUCCUGAACCAGACAAUGCCAUCUUCACUCAGCGGGUAAUUACAGGAACAAUGGCUUUAUUGUUUUCUUUCUUUUUUAUUAUUUUUAUAGUGUUCAUCUCCAGGAAGUGCUGCCCUCCCACUUUAAGAAGAAUUAGGCAGUGCUCAAUGAUUCAGAACCACAGGCAGCUCCGAUCCCAAACACGACUCCAUAUGUCAAACAUGUCAGACCAAGGACCAUAUAAUGAAUAUGAACCAACCCAUGAAGGACCCUUCAUCAUCAUCAAUGGUUAUGGACAGUGUAAGUGUCAGCAGCUGCCAUACAAAGAAUGUGAAGUAUAAUAUAUCAAUCCAUCAUCAAAACGUACAUCAGAUAAGUAAUCUAUUUUACAUGUAGGGGGCUAAAUACAUAACUAAUUUUUAUCAAUGGUGACAUUCAGCCUAAUUUUCCAAACGAAGUGGAAAUUUAAGUUUUUGAAGUAUUGAAGUAUUUUUAAUUUUUUAAUGAAACCAUAUUUUAAGUGUUAUAAUGAAGCAAUGCUCACAUUAAUUUGCACUCUUGUUGGAAAGUCUAAAAAUGCUUACUUCAAAAUAAGUAGUUCGUGUAUGUAAUUAUAUACUAUUGUGUGUAAACAUUUACACUAAGAUCUCCAUAAGCUAUUUUUUCCCUAUUGAAAACAAUAUGGAAAGAAGCUACUGAGAUAAAAAAAAAAAAUCAAUACUUGUUUGAUCAUUGCUCUGCAUUCCACAUAGCACAACUAGCCUGCUGCUUAAAGGAGACUUAGCAAAGUUCUCUUGUAUAAUAAUUUGGCUUUUACUCAAAUCUGCAAUUUAUUGCCAGUGUGGGGAGUAAAAUUUCAUGUAUGUUGAAGACUGGCAAAUAUUAAACACUCUUCUCAGAGUUUCUGCCUGAGAUAGAUGCUAUUAUCAAGUCCACACCAUGAAAACAGAAUCCUUUAUGUAACUCUAAUAAGCUGAGUGACUUUAAUGUAUUUAAACAAUGACUCCAAGUGAUUGUGAAAAGAUCUCAUUAUAAUGAAAUCAAUACUAAAUAAUUAUACUGACUUUGUAUUACAUUAUCUCUAGUUUGACUUAUUAAUUGACAAGUUGAGUUUUGUGGCAUUUAGACAAUUUGAAUUAGUUUUAAAUGACUAUUUUGCUUAUUAGUUUACUAAAUCUUAUAUUUAAAAUUGUAUCGGAAAAUUGGGAA
Sorex fumeus (smoky shrew) is the source of this 2846-nucleotide messenger RNA. RefSeq names its product leucine rich repeat transmembrane neuronal 2 (gene LRRTM2). Gene Ontology annotation, cellular component: extracellular matrix. Lineage: Eukaryota; Metazoa; Chordata; Mammalia; Eulipotyphla; Soricidae. Gene Ontology annotation, molecular function: protein binding. The record is from RefSeq and is a predicted model, not a curated record. The transcript has 2 exons. Bases 428 to 1978 code for a protein of 516 amino acids.